Pecten maximus is the source of this 3653-nucleotide messenger RNA. RefSeq names its product probable protein phosphatase CG10417. Gene Ontology annotation, biological process: protein dephosphorylation. The record is from RefSeq and is a predicted model, not a curated record. The transcript has 10 exons. Bases 114 to 2132 code for a protein of 672 amino acids. Lineage: Eukaryota; Metazoa; Mollusca; Bivalvia; Pectinida; Pectinidae. Gene Ontology annotation, molecular function: cation binding; protein serine/threonine phosphatase activity.
UUUGCUGCUCAGAUGAUGUCACGUGAGUCCAUCCGACAAACCGCGAAAUACACACAUGUAGGGUUUUAGUAUACACGUAAAGUAAAGCAGUCGCCGUGAGAUUCCAUUUAACGAUGGGUGUGUAUCUGUCUACUCCAAACACAGAUAAAAACUCUACUGACCAAGAAUGCAGCAACUUCACAUAUGGAGCGUCAUCAAUGCAGGGAUGGCGAAUGUCUCAAGAGGAUGCCCACAACUGUAUUCCAAGUUUUGAUGGAAAUAAUACGUCCUUCUUUGCAGUAUAUGAUGGCCAUGGAGGUGCUGAAGUUGCUCAGUAUUGUGCAGAACAUUUUCCUGAAUACUUCAAGACACUUGACAAGUUUAAAAACAAGGAAAUAGGUCCUGCCCUUGAGGAAGCCUUCCUGGGGUUUGACAGCCAUUUGCUGACAGAAGAGGUCCAGAAAGCCCUGAAAGUGUCCGCAGGUCUAGAUGAUAUUGUUGAUGAUGAAGAAGAGAAAGCACGACAGAAGAAUGAAGCAGAGAUGUUGAGACAAGAAGCUGACAUGCCUAUAGAGGAACUUAUGGCACAGUAUGAAGGUGGGGCCAGCACACCUGCAGAAAUAAAAAAUCUCCGCAAGAAGAAACAUAUUAAUUCCCCAAUGAUUCGUUCCAAGAGGCCAAUGCUUGGCCAGGGAGACGAUGAAGACAGCGAUGUAAAAGACAAUGUGCAACUUGAAGGUUCUGUCAUCCCACUACGGGCCACAGCUGACAUCCAGGAAAAGCUGGCUAAUGGCCAUGCAGAAAAUGAAAACAAUCUAAAUAGGGAGAAGGAACAGAGUGACAUUCUACAAAAGGCCCAAGGAGGCAUUGCAGCCUCAUCUGCUAGUGAUAUAAGGAAGAUGGAGUGUGAUAGUGUGAUUAAGACAGACGAGGAAUCAAUAGAAACAUCAACUCAACAAGUUGAGUCAUCUGAGGCUUGUUCUUCAUCUGUAUUAUCAUCACCAUCAUCAUUAUGUAGUGGAGGACAAUCAGUACAAAAUGCCAGUGUUUCUAGCACAGACAAUAAUCAAGAGGCAGUGUCCAGUAAGUGUGACGUAGACGAGUCGGCAGAGGCAGACAGCACGUCCCAAGAGACAGGAUCAGCUAAAGUGUCAAUUGGGGGGUCAUCUAGUCAAAACUUUGAGGUGGAUGAGAGGCCGUCAUCAACUCAUGCAUCAGACAGCAAUAUAGAGGAAUCUGCAAGUAGUGCUGUCCCUGACCAGGUCAGCAAUGGAGGUUCUGGAAGUUCCAGUCAGAGUAAUGAAGGAUCAUCAUCAGGAGGGAAGAAGCUAGGUAAGAGUAGACACCUGGAGGACAUAGAAAGUGAGGAAGAAGAAUUAGAUGACGAGGACAGUGAAGAUGAAGAUGUUGAGUUCAAUAGCAGUGAUGAGGACGAAGAUGAGAGUGAUGACAGUGAGGAGAGUGAAGAGGAAGAUGAUGAUGACUUGUGUUACCCGACUGGCAAUGAGCAAAACAAUGAUGAGCCUGGAUACUGUAGCGGCUGUACUGCCGUCGUGGCUGUGAUUCACGAUAAGGAGGUUGUGGUGGCUAAUGCUGGGGACUCUCGGUGUAUACUAUGUAGGGAUGGAAAGGCCCUGGACUUGUCCUUCGACCAUAAACCAGAAGAUGAUAUAGAACGUAACAGAAUAGUGGCAGCAGGGGGUAAAGUCACCAGUGAUGGACGAGUAAAUGGUGGACUCAACCUCUCCAGGGCGAUUGGUGACCAUUUUUACAAAAGAAACAAGGACAAGGAUGCAAAGGAGCAGAUGAUCACAGCUCUACCAGAUCUUCAGUCGACCACGCUGCAGGAGACCGACCAGUUCAUGGUGCUGGCCUGUGAUGGUAUCUGGAACUACAUGACGAGCCAGGAAGUUGUUGAUUUUGUUUCUGAAAGAUUAAAGGAUCCAGAGAAAAAGAAAAAACCGUCAGUGAUCUGUGGAGAGAUAUUUGAUUACUGCCUCGCUCCUAAUACGCUGGGUGAUGGGACUGGCUGUGACAAUAUGACGUGUAUAAUUGUUACCUUCGACCAGAUGUGGAAUAACAACCAAAACAAACGUGCUGCCGACCAGCUGGAUGGACAGCCAGAGAAGCGUGCCAAGGUGGAGCAGACCUGAGUCAUCACAGACACUUGGUGGAAAGAUUUGUAAAUUUACAGGCAACCUUGUCAUUACAUGUAUAAACAUUACAAUGACGAGAUCAUGUGUUGCCGUGAAACUGCCCAUUUUUGUCCAUGUUUUUAUGGAUAUGGAUAAAAUGUAUUCUGAAGAUGUGUUGAUCAACAAUAUGUUGAGAUAUAAGAGGUUUAAUUGUUCAAGUGCUCAUCACCUUUAGGGUGCAACACAAAAAAAAUUGUCUUAAUUUAUCGGAAAUUGGUGAUGUCUUCAGCUAGUUUUCCAAUAUUGGUUGUUUUUGACUAAAGUGACAGGGAUGUGUACACAGAGCUAGUGAAUGUCGCUAUCCUGUUGAUAAUCUGUACACAGAGCUAGUGAAUGUCACUAUCCUGUUGAUAAUCUGUACACAGAGCUAGUGAAUGUCGCUAUCCUCUUGAUAAUCUGUACACAGAGCUAGUGAAUGUCGCUAUCCUGUUGAUAAUCUGUACACAGAGCCAGUGAAUGUCACUAUCCUGUUGAUAAUCUGUACACAGAGCUAGUGAAUGUGUCACUAUCCUGUUGAUAAUCUGUACACAGAGCUAGUGAAUGUCGCUAUCCUGUUGAUAAUCUGUACACAGAGCUAGUGAAUGUCACUAUCGUGUUGAUAAUCUGUACACAGAGCUAGUGAAUGUCGCUAUCCUGUUGAUAAUCUGUACACAGAGCUAGUGAAUGUGUCACUAUCCUGUUGAUAAAGUAAUGGACAUACAGCUCCCACUCCAGGUUGAUCACAAUGUUUUUAAAUGUCCUGUCAGUUUUAUGGUAAUGAUAUAAGUGAGGAGAAGAUUAUAAAAUUAGGGAUAUCAGUCUUUUUUUUUUUUAAGUGAAGAUCUGUUUUGUUUUUUCUUUUUUUCAAUGAUUUUGUACAUAAAUUGUCUUUGUGAGACAGGAGGGGAUGUAUAGAUUUUACCCAUGGGAAAGCUUUGUACAAAUUGUAUGUGUUUAGGUAGAAAUAUGAUGCAGCUACACAGAUUAUUUGUGAAAUGAGAUCACUUAUGCCCUGAACAUAAAUGGCUGUCUUUGAUUCAGUUUGCUGAUCAACUGUGUCAUUGACUUUGUCAGCUGUCUAGGACUUAGAUUCAUGUAUUCUCGACUGGAAUAGUUAUUUGUGAUUUAGAUCAUUGAAUAACUGUGUUCUUGACUUGAUUGACCAAAUUGUCUCGAGAUAUACCAUCUGUAGGACUUGAUUGACCAAAUUGUCGCGAGUUAUACCAUCUGUAGGACUUGAUUGACCAAAUUGUCUCGAGAUAUACCAUCUGUAGGACUUGAUUGACCAAAUUGUCACGAGUUAUACCAUCUGUAGGGCUUGAUUGACCAAAUUGUCUCGAGUUAUACCAUCUGUAGGACUUGAUUGACCAAAUUGUCUCGAGUUAUACCAUCUGUAGGGCUUGAUUGACCAAAUUGUCUCGAGAUAUACCAUCUGUAGGACUUGAUUGACCAAAUUGUCACGAGUUAUACCAUCUGUAGGGCUUGAUUGACCAAAUUGUC